Daucus carota subsp. sativus is the source of this 4611-nucleotide messenger RNA. RefSeq names its product putative acyl-activating enzyme 19. The coding region runs from base 140 to 3715 and encodes 1191 amino acids. The transcript has 19 exons. The record is from RefSeq and is a predicted model, not a curated record. Lineage: Eukaryota; Viridiplantae; Streptophyta; Magnoliopsida; Apiales; Apiaceae. Gene Ontology annotation, molecular function: protein binding. Gene Ontology annotation, biological process: amino acid activation for nonribosomal peptide biosynthetic process.
AAGGUGUGUGUUAAUCAGCGGCUCCCCGGUUUCGGGACCUUUCUCAAAAUUAGAACUUAUCGACCUACUCAGUAGCAGUAUUUCAUCCAAAAUAUUUUGUGAAACAGUUAUUUCUCGUUUCUCUUCUGUUCAUCAAAAAAUGAGUACAAGCGAGAACAAACCACACUCUUCAGCUACUCACUGUUGCAUACUUCACGACUUCUACAAGUCUGCUUCUAAAACCCCCGAAAAGAUCGCCGUGAUUCACGCUCACGGCGGCGCUCAGCUCUCCGGACUCUCCGGCGACGACAAUCGGGAUGAACAGUUCCAACGAUUGGUGGAGGAGAGAACUAUUUCGAAUAAUCCCCCGGUUUACGAAGGCGACGAGUGCUUCACGUUUGCUGAGAUUGUAGCGGCAGUUGAGAAUUUGAGUCGUCGAAUUAGGAAUGUGAUUAGUGGUGGUGAUGAUCCUGCUCUCGUUAGACCUACAUUAGGUAACCAUGGUAAGCAGUCAUUUAGCGAUCGUGCUUCUGUUUCUGUGGAUAUUGUCUGUUCAAGUGUGCAAUGUUCUGUUGUUCAGCAGAAUACAUAUACUCCAAGAAUACUUGGAAUAUAUAUGGUGCCCUCUGUGGAUUAUAUCAUCACGGUGCUUUCUGUCAUGCGGUGUGGGGAGGCUUUCAUGCCUAUAGAUCCUUCAUGGCCAGAUGAAAAGAUAUCAAUGGUUGUUUCUUCAUCAAAAGCAGAUUUUGUUAUUGGACCUGCUUAUCCAGCAGAUGGAAAGCGUUACUACCAGCUUGCCAAAGCACGUGACCUCUUUGAAUACAUCAGGUGUCCUUUUUUAUACAUAUCCAUGAAAGACAACCUUCAUGAUCAUUUUGGUCCAUCAAAUGUACCCUAUCCUUGUGAAAAUGAACGACUACAACAAUUCUGUUAUGUUAUGCACACUUCAGGUUCAACUGGAAAGGCCAAAGGGGUCUGUGGCACUGAACUAGGCCUUCUGAACCGCUUGUUAUGGAUGCAAGGAGUGUAUCCAUUAUGCGGAGAGGAGUUUCUUCUGUUCAAAACAUCAAUAAGCUUUAUCGAUCAUCUCCAAGAAUUUCUCUCGGCUUUACUGACAGGUUGUACAUUGGUUAUACCUCCUUUUCAAGAGCUAAAAAACAAUCCAUUAUCUCUUGUGGAUUACUUAAAGUGUUACUCGAUUGCAAGGCUUGUUGCUGUUCCAUCUUUAAUGAGGAUAAUACUUCCCACACUGCAAAGCCCACGUAUUAUCAGCAUUCAGGCAUCGUUGAAAUUGUUAGUGCUAAGUGGGGAAAUCUUUCACCUGUCCUUAUGGAGUAAACUGUCAGAAUUAUUACCAAAGACUACUAUCUUGAACUUGUAUGGGAGCACCGAGGUGACUGGUGAUUGUACUUAUUUUGAUUGCCAAAGGUUGCCAUCUAUACUAGAAAGUGAAGAAUUGAGUACAGUUCCAAUUGGUAUACCCAUUUCGGAAUCUGAUGUAUAUCUCUUUGGUGAAGACAUAUCCAGUGAAGGAGAAAUAUAUGUGAGUGGAGUCUGCAUUGCUUGUGGGUACUUGGGUGAUUCAACUAUAAAUUUACUGGACUAUGUAAAAUUGGGUGAAGAAUCAUUAUUUGACAUUUCAAGUGUUGGUCUAGAAAGUCGGUACUUUUAUAAAACUGGCGACUUUGCAAGAAGGCUUAAAAGUGGUGACUUGGUCUUUCUGGGGAGAAAAGACCGCCUAGUGAAGGUUAAUGGCCACCGCAUUUCCCUGGAAGAGAUUGAAAAUAUAUUAAGAGAACAUCAUAAUGUAAUUGAUGCUGCAGUUAUUUUACGGGAACCUGGAGAAGACCCAAUUUUAGAGGCUUACAUAGUAACUAAAGAGAAGGAUGGGGAUUUUCAAGUUUCUAAUUCUAUUAGAAGUUGGAUGGUAAAAAAAGUUCCUUCUGCAAUGAUUCCUAGCCAAAUUUUCUGUAUGAAAUCACUUCCUACGUCUUCCACAGGAAAAGUAGAUUACUCAUUGUUGGCUGAUACAAAGACUUGUGCAACACCCAUUUCCAGUGAGGCGGAAGGUUUUCAAACUAGUGAACUUUUGCAUGUUAUAAAAAAGGCCUUCUGUAACGCUUUGAUGAUUGAAGUAGUUUCAGAAGAUGAUGAUUUUUUUUCAAUUGGAGGUGAUUCGAUUUCUGCGGCUCAUGCUGCUCACAAUAUCGGAAUUGAUAUGAGAUUACUGUAUACAUGUCGAAGUGCAAAGAAGCUCAACAUUGCCCUCUCUGAACAAGCAGUCUUCUGCAAGAACAAUGAUAUAUUGGGUGUCAAUGCAAAAGCAGAUAUGCUAGUGCCAGAGAGGAACACAUUUCUGCCAGUUGGUACUAAUAGACUAUAUUUUGAUAGAAGUGAGUUACUUGAGAAGUCACUGACAAUCCACUGCAAAGAAAAUGCAGAUAAUCCUCCUCUGAAUGGCUCGCAGAUAGAUUCCUUUAUUCACCCAAAUUCUGUUAGCCCCAGAACUCUGGAUCCUUGGAUGUCCAGAUCUGUACAGAUGGCAUGUUCAUUUGGUCGGGGAAAUAGAUCAAUGUAUAGUGAGGAAUAUAAUAGGCGCAGUUUGUGUAAACCAGCAAGGUUGAAGAAAAAUCCAUCAGAUGAAGUUACACCCCUGCAAGAAUUGUGGAAAGUUCACCUUGAAUCUUGUGUCGAUGCAUCACCGCUUCUUGUAAUGAGAGAGGGGGAUAUAUUUCUUUACAUUGGAUCUCACUCAUUCAAAUUUCUUUGUAUUGAUGCCAGAAGUGGUUCUGUUAAGUGGACGGUGAAACUAAAAGGACGGAUAGAAUGCUCGGCUUUAAUUGUUGAUGACUUUCGUCAGGUUGUUGUAGGAUGUUAUGAAGGGAACAUCUACUUUCUUGAUUUCUUGGAUGGCAACUUCCUUUGGACCUUUAGAACGGGUGGAGAGGUAAAGUCCCAACCAGUAGAAGACAAAUGCAGGCAUUUAGUUUGGUGUGGGUCAUAUGACCACAAUAUUUAUGCCCUUGACUAUAGAGGCUAUUGCUGUGUUUACAAACUUUUUUGUGGGGGCAGCAUAUAUGGGUCGCCUGCAAUCGAUGAGGUGCGUAACAAACUUUAUGUGGCUGCCACUAGUGGUUUUAUGACAGCAAUAUCCUUAAAGGAUAAUCAGUUCAGUAAACUGUGGCUGCAAGACUUGGGAGCGCCCGUCUUUGGCUCUCUCUUCAUUGAUUCCUACAAUGGAAAUGUAAUUUGUAGCUUGGUGAGUGGGGACGUUGUUGCAAUGAAUGCGAAUGGAUCCAUAAUCUGGAAGGCAAGAACAGAUGGGCCAAUCUUUGCUGGCCCCUGCGUAUCCGAGGAUCUUCCUUCUCAGGUAGUUAUAUGCUCAAGAGAUGGGAGCAUCUCAUCAUUUGAAAUUGGAACUGGCAAAUUAGUCUGGAAGCAUGAUAUCAAGGAUCCGAUCACAUCAUCAGCUUAUAUCGACGAGAACAUACAAGUAGCAUCUGAUUCUUCACAUUUAUCAGAGAGAUUAAUAUGUGUUUGUGGUAGUUCUGGGAGUAUCCAUGUCCUGAAAAUCAUGCUCAAAGAUGAUGAAAAGACGAACCAACAAUGUAAAUAUGUGGUUCAAGACUUUGCAAGGCUGGAUCUACAAGGAGACAUAUUCUCUUCACCUGUGAUGAUUGGUGGAAGGAUUUUUGUUGGGUGCAGGGAUGAUUCAGUGCACUGCAUAGGGAUUUAGGGGCCAUAUAUAGUAGAAAUUUUGAACUCGGCGAUCACUGUCUAUCUAUUAUGAGUUGUUCCAGAGUGUCUCGCGGCUCCUAAGAGCAGUGUCAACACUGUACAGGUAUCAAAUCUACAUCUAAAAGUUAUCGGUGAGAAUCUUUGGUGGAUGGUUUUUCGGUGGAAGGUUGUUUCUGCUUGUUCUGGUUGUAAUCUGCAAUCAGAUUCUCAAUUGCCAAUGUCUAUUCUCACUUCUCAUAGUUAAGGAUGUACUGGCAUUUCCAAAACUCAAGGGCACAUCUCAACAUAUUUGUACUCAAAGAGGUGGAGUUAAUCUUGUAAGCAAAAAAACUGAAGCUGAUCUUUGAAGCAAAAAACAGUGGAACUGAUGUUGUAAGCAUGUCUAGAAACAGCUUAUAUAUAUUCCAGCCACUCUUCACAGAAAUUCCUUAGAAGUUCCAGGGGAGAAUUUUUAUUCAGCUCAUCGAGCAUAAUAUCAAGAGGAACACUGGAAUAACACAUGAUAUAACAUUUCACUUUAGUUGCUGAACUGGUACUGUGAAUCAGGCAUGGAAGUGGCCUAAAAAUCAUUGAAUUGAUCAUGACAUGCAGGUUACCAGCAUUAUUAUUGCGCAUGGGUUGCACUUCCGUGCGUGAAGCAUAUGUUCAACUUUACUUCUAAAACUUGGAAAUCCCGAUGGCUUAUGCAUUACAUUCAGUUGCGACGAGUAUCUGGGAAAGUGCAAAGUAGGGGGAACAUCUAGUCCUCCAAGUCUUGAUGGCAUUUUUUCUUAAUUAUAGAUAAUGAACACUUUUCUGACAAUAGGUUAAUUAUGUCAUACUAAUAAGUAAUAAGUAAUAACUAUAAUUCCAGUCUCAGUUACUGAUUUAAAUAUGAUGCUCACUUGCUCAGUC